Messenger RNA from Scedosporium apiospermum, 1206 nucleotides. RefSeq names its product Alkaline protease 1. Bases 1 to 1206 code for a protein of 401 amino acids. Lineage: Eukaryota; Fungi; Ascomycota; Sordariomycetes; Microascales; Microascaceae. Gene Ontology annotation, biological process: proteolysis. The transcript has 3 exons. The record is from RefSeq and is a predicted model, not a curated record. Gene Ontology annotation, molecular function: serine-type endopeptidase activity.
AUGGUUUCAUUCAGAAAGCUAGCUUUCUUGCUCAACCUUGUCCCCUUCGCUGUGGCUGGACCUAUCGUUGCAGGAACUAUCGAGCCCCGGGAGCCUGCCGUCAAAACCGAGGGCAAGUACAUCGUUAUCUUGAAGGAUGGCGUCACCGCAAAAGGAGCGGAAUCUCACCUCGGCUGGGUCAACGAUGUCCAUAAGCGUAGCUUGGGACGCCGUGAUCUGACUGGGGUUGAAACCACAUACGAAAUUGGCGACAAGUUCCGUGGUUAUACUGGCCAGUUUGACGAGGCCACACUUGAGGAGAUCAAGAAGAACCCCGACGUUGCUGAGGUUGAACUGGACCAAACCUAUACCCUCUCUGCUACCAUGGCCCAGUCCGGCGCCCCCUGGGGCCUCGGCGCCAUCUCCAAUAGGAACCGCGGAUCUACCACCUACCGCUUCGACUCGAGCGCUGGCAGCGGCAGCUAUGCCUACGUCAUAGACAGUGGCGUCAAUGUUAGGCACGUCGAGUUUGGAGGUCGUGCAGUCCACGGAUACAACGCUGCUGGUGGCGCCUUUGACGAUACCCUCGGUCACGGCACCCACGUUGCGGGAACUAUUGCUGGAAGGACUUUCGGUGUUGCGAAGUCGGCCAACAUUAUUGACGUCAAGGUUUUCCGUGAUCGCGAAUCAUCUACUUCGGUUAUCCUCAAUGGUUUCCAGUGGGCUGUCAACGACAUCCUUAGCAAGGGUCGCCAGAGACGCGCUGUUAUCAACAUGUCACUUGGCGGUCCCUACUCUGCCGCUUUCAACUCUGCUGUCCGUUCCGCCUUCAACUAUGGUAUCCUCACCGUCGUCGCUUCUGGCAACGAGAACACCCCGGCCGCCUACGGUUCUCCUGCCUCUGCCCCCGAAGUUAUCACUGUCGGUGCCGUCAACUACAACUGGAUCGAGGACUCCUACUCCAACUACGGCCCCGCCGUCGAUAUCCUGGCCCCUGGCACUGGUGUCGUCUCCGCCUACAUUGGCUCCACUAGCUCCACUGCCGCUCUUACCGGAACCUCGAUGGCAUGCCCCCACGUCGCCGGUCUUGCUCUCUACCUUGCCGUCCGCGAGAACAUCAACAGCCCUGGUGCACUUACUUCCCGUAUCAAGGCUCUCGGCACCGCUGGCGUCACGCGCCGCAAGUAUAGAAGCCCUAACCUUAUUGCCUACAACGGUAUUGCUUAA